UAUAGAAGUUUCUAAAAGUCGAAAAUGUAAUAAUCGUACAUUUAGUAUGACGCACUCAUUGUGCGCCAUUUUCAGCGGCUCCACGUGACGUUGAAAUAGCCAUUCGCGCUCCUCCUCUACAUGAGUGCAACGAAGAUGGCGCAGGACGGCAAGGUGCCCAGCGAUCUCUAUCAGCAUGUGUACUCGUUUCUCGUGGAGAAUAAGUUCGCCAAAGCUGCGAAAGAGUUUUUAAAGCAGGCUAAAGUGAAACCCCAGGACCAAAAUGAGGACAAUCUCCUGGACAUCUUCAAUUUCUGGGUGAAGUCCCCAGAAACCAAAAAGCGUAAAGCGGUCACCAGUGGCCCUGCGGCAGUAAACGGACCGUCAGCCAAGAAAGCAAAGAAAGAUGCAGAAAGCUCAAGUAGUGAAGACUCCAGCAGUGAGGAGGAAGCUGCAGCACCUGCUAAGAAAGCCGUACAAGUGAAAGCUACUGCUCCAAAGAAGCCUGUAGCUGCUAAAGAGAGCAGCAGCUCUGAAGACUCCAGUGACUCUGAGGAUGAAGCUCCGGCUAAAACAGCUGCAAAGAAACCUGUAGCUGUGAAACCUGUGGCAGCAGCCAGGAAGAAAGACACCAGUUCCAGCAGUGAGGAGUCCGACUCUGAUGACGAGCCUGCCAAAACUCCAGCAAGAGGGGCCAAGCCUGUGGCAGGGACCCCUAAGUCGGUGUCCACUCCAGCAGCUGCAGUUCAGAAGAAGCAGGAGAGUAGCAGCAGUGAGGACAGCUCGAGUGAAUCUGAGGACGAGGCUCCAGCUAAGAGAGCAGUAAAAGCAGCAGUUCCGGUGAAGACCCCUCCAGCCAAACCUGCGGCCACUGCGAAGUCCAGUAGCGAGGAGUCAUCCUCAGAUGAAGAAGAUGCCCCUCCUACAAAGAAAGCCAAGACUGGACGAUUCAGUGCCGUCCCGCCCCCUGGAACACUGACAUCUCGUGCUCCAGUCAAAGCCCCCGCAGCCCCAGUUAAGGCUGUGACUCCCAAAGCUACUGCUAAGAAGGACUCCUCCAGUUCUGACAGCUCUGAUUCAAGUUCAGAGGAUGAAGCAAAGAAGCCAGCAGCCAAAGCUGCACCGGUUAAAGCAGCCCCAGCUAAGAAAGCACCUACAAAGGUUGCUCCUGCUCAGAAAAAGGACUCUUCAAGUUCAGAUUCUUCAAGCUCCGAGGAUGAAGCAGCGAAGCCAGCUGUCAAAGUCACACCUGCAAAAGCUGCAUCUGCUAAAUCUACACCUGCUAAAGUCACUCCAGCUGCAGAUGAGUCUUCAUCUUCUAGCUCUGAAGACUCUGACGACUCUGACGAUGAGGAGGAGGCCAAGAAACCAGCAGCUAAAGUUGUCCCGGUCAAACCUGCGCCAGCCAAGAAAAUGCCAGCUAAAGUCACGCCUGCUGCAAAAGAAUCUUCAUCUAGCUCAGAGUCUGAGGAUGACGAACCGGCCACAAAACCUACUCCAGCCAAGGCAACCCCUGCUAAAGCUGCUCCUCCAAAGACAACUCCUGCUAAGAAAGAUGAUUCCUCAAGUUCAGAUUCAGACAGCUCUGAAGAUGAGGCACCAGCUAAACCAGCAGCCACGUCCAAGCCUUUGAGCACUCCUCAAAAGAAACCUGCCACCACACCGGUAUCCAAACUUGCAAAACCUGCCCCAGCCAAACCAACCAAUAAACCAGUGGAAAGCAGCUCUGACUCAGACAGCUCUUCAGAUGAAGAUGAGGAACCUCAAAAGAAAGCCGCCACCACCACACCGGUAUCCAAACCUGUGGCUACCUCAGCUAAAUCUACCCCUGCAGCUAAAUCUACCCCUGCAGCUAAAUCUACCCCUGCAGCUAAAGCAGCUGAGAGUAGUUCUGAUUCAGACAGCUCAUCAGAUGAAGAACCUCAAAAGAAAGCUGCCACCACACCGGUAUCCAAACCUGGUACCCCAGCUAAAUCUACCCCUGCAGCUAAAUCUACCCCUGCAGCUAAAGCAGCUGAGAGUAGUUCUGAUUCAGACAGCUCAUCAGAUGAAGAACCUCAAAAGAAAGCUGCCACCACACCAGUAUCCAAACGUGGUACCCCAGCUAAAUCUACCCCUGCAGCUAAAGCAGCUGAAAGUAGUUCUGAUUCAGACAGCUCAUCAGAUGAGGAACCGCAAAAGAAAGCCGCCACCACACCGGUAUCCAAACCUGUGGCUACCUCAGCUAAAUCUACCCCUGCAGCUAAAUCUACCCCUGCAGCUAAAGCAGCUGAAAGUAGUUCUGAUUCAGACAGCUCAUCAGAUGAGGAACCGCAAAAGAAAGCUGCCACCACACCGGUAUCCAAACCUGGUACCCCAGCUAAACCCGCAGCUAAACCUGCAGCUAAACCAGCUGGGAGCAGUUCUGACUCGGAAACUGACAGCUCUGACUCGGAGGACGAGACUCCAGCUGCCAAGACCCCUAAACCAGCAGCAGCUAAGACCCUUAAACCUACUAAGAGCCCUGCUUCUGCUGCCAAACCACCUGCUCCAACCAAUAAGGCCACAGCUGAGUCCAGCAGCAGUGAUUCGGACAGUUCCAGUGAAGAUGAGAAGCAAGUAAAGACUACUGUGACACCCAAAGCAGCAGCAGCUAAGCCAGCUGUGACUCCAGUUAGCGCAAAGAAAGCUGAGAGCAGUAGCUCAGAUUCAUCGGACAGCUCAGACUCUGAGACGGAAGCUAAGAAGACACCCGCCAAGCCUGCAGUUGCCAAUGGAAAGGCUACGACACGAACCCCCACCUCUGCAGCGAAGACCCCGGCCAAAAAGACAGCAGAGUCUUCAUCCUCCAGUGACAGCAGUUCUGAUGAAGAGGAGCAGUCUAAAACUCCGGCUGUGAAAACGCCACCUGCUACAAAAAAACAGGCUGCCAAAGCAGACAGCAGCUCUUCUGAGGACUCUUCAUCUGAGGAAGAGGAAGCGACCAAGACUCCUGUCACUUCUGCAACAAACGGCACACAGGGUAAAAGAAAAAGGAAUGAGGAAAAGACAACACCCAAGAAUAAAAAAAUCACCACGUCCACACCUCAGACAUUUCCCAAAGUCAGUCAGAAGGAAAGCAAUGCUCCUUUCCGUAGAGUAAGAGACGACGAGAUUGAGGUGGACCCCCGACUGGCAGACAAUUCAUUCGAAGCAAAGAUGGGAGCCAAUGGAGACUGGGGCCAGAAAGCCAACAGUGUGCUUAAAUUUACCAAGGGCAAAUCUUUCCGACAUGAGAAGACCAAGAAGAAGCGUGGCAGUUACUGCGGUGGUGCCAUCUCCACCACAGUGAACUCCAUAAAAUUUGACAGUGAAUGAGAUCACAAUCUAAAUGAAUUUCAGAACUUUCCCCAUCUGUAUCCCCCGUUCAUUGCUGUAUCAGCUCCAGCAAGCACUGUUUUGACCCAUCUACCCUCCCUUCCUGCACGACGUACUGACACUGUUCUGCCAGCAUUGAUUGAAGAGGGCAGGAAUGGGGGGGCUGGUGAGGUGUACGGUUGUCAUUAUCUUCUACAUUGUCCUUCAUGCAGUUAGACAUGGCGACCACAUGGUGGCGUCAAUUCAUUGAGUUUUGCAAUAGAAAAUGUUUUGAUGAGCUUAAGUAAAAUCAUUUUGGCUUUACUGUAAAUGUUUCUAGAAGUUGGUUUUGACAAAUUAUGUAUGGUUGUCCUAACAGGUAAUUGUUUAUAUACUAGAAAUGACAUUAACUUUUUUUUUCCUUCUUCUUUUUUACGCAUCUUAAAGAAAUGUCAUUGUUAUGAUUACGUUAUGAGCCUAUCCAUGUAUCUUGAGCCUGGUGAUUGUCCCAUUUGAAGAAGCCAUGUAGUUAUGACUCCGCCCACUUCAGUUUGAUGGAUACUGGAAGACCACCCUUAAAAUAACAAGUCAUCCUCAUUCAAUUUUAGUUUUGAUAUUUUAUGGUUUCACUUCUGUUAUGCAGAAUUUUGUAAUUUGGUCUCCCUUAUAAUCAGUCUUAUAACUGUAAUUAAAACUUUGACUGAAACUCU
This is a messenger RNA of Ctenopharyngodon idella (grass carp), 4004 nucleotides long. It is a transcript of the gene nolc1, whose product is annotated as nucleolar and coiled-body phosphoprotein 1. Gene Ontology annotation, cellular component: nucleoplasm; nucleolus. Bases 121 to 3315 code for a protein of 1064 amino acids. The transcript has 14 exons. Gene Ontology annotation, molecular function: protein binding. The record is from RefSeq and is a predicted model, not a curated record. Lineage: Eukaryota; Metazoa; Chordata; Actinopteri; Cypriniformes; Xenocyprididae.